Messenger RNA from Linnemannia hyalina, 3162 nucleotides. NCBI's taxonomy places the organism in Eukaryota, Fungi, Mortierellomycota, Mortierellomycetes, Mortierellales, Mortierellaceae. The record is from the annotation of a GenBank genome assembly.
AUGUCCAUCGCAGCCACGCUGGCUGCACACAAGAAGAAGACCUCUAUCGCAAACAAAUACCAGCCCAUAGGACAAACUGGACCUGGGACGGGUGUAGGAGGCACAGCAGGAAACACGUCUAAAAGCAGCACCACUACCAACGGUCCAGAGCAAACAGUCGCGCCACCAAAACGGCCGCUUUACACGAGUAGCUCUCAAGCACCACCAACACCAUCAGCCAAGAAACCAAAACCUUCAACAACUACCACCCCUCCACAAUCUCUCCCUAUCCAUCUCGAUCAAGUAAUCUCUGACGCCACAGGAUCCCAGAUCAAUGCCUGUCAGUACAACACGACGGGCGAGUACAUCCUUACUGGGGGGGUGGAUCGGACAAUUCGACUAUGGAACCCAGAUACAAAGUUCUGUAUCAAAACAUACGAGGCGCAUGGGUGGGAGGUCUUGGAUUUGGCAGUAUCGCCCGAGAACGGCAAGUUUGCCAGCUGCGGUGGUGAUAGGACAGUGUUCCUCUGGGAUGUCAUGUCUGGCAUGACGAUUCGGCGAUUUACCGGGCAUACUCAGCGUAUCAAUGCAGUUGACUUCAACGAGGAGGGCACAGUAUUAGCUUCAGGCUCUUACGAUACGACGAUACGGCUUUGGGACUGCAGGUCACAACUUCGGGCACCGAUUCAGAUAUUAGAAGAGCCAAAGGAUAGUAUUACUUCUAUCAAGAUCAAAGGCAGCGACCUGCUGGCGGGUUCUGUCGACGGGUCAAUCAGGAUGUACGAUAUCAGGAUGGGAACAUUAAUUACCGACCAAAUUUUUGAACCGGUCACUUCGGUAUCGUUCUCAAAGGAUGGAAACUGUAUAUUGGCGAGCUCACUGGACGACACUCUGCGGUUAAUGGAUCGGGCGAAUGGCACAAUGUUGAACGCGUACAAAGGACACAUGAAUAACAAGUACAAGAUCCGGUCAUGUCUCUCCAACUCGGAUGCAUAUGUUCUCAGUGGAUCUGAGGACGGAAGUAUCUACAUAUGGGACCUCCUCGAGCCUAUCUCUAUCACCGACACGUUAAAGCGCCGGUUCCUGGAAUCGAUCGACAAUGUCAAGGUCGAGCCCGGUCGCUACAAGUAUGUCAUUGUCGAUGCGCGCGCAGCCCAGAUCAUGGCCUCGGCAGGAUGCCACAUGGCCGAUGUCUUGGCUCGUGAAGGCACCAUGUACCUCGAGAACUUGGAGUCAAGACGUGCUCCAUCGGCCAAUGUUGAGGCGAUCUACUUUGCAAUGCCAACAGAGGACUCUGUUCGGCGUAUUAUCCGCGAUUUCAAGGUCAACCAGAAUGCCACGUAUUCCGCCGCACAUUUGUUUUUCCUGGCUGCCAUGGACGACAAGCUGUUUGAUCACUUCCGAGCUUCGACUGACCCCAAAUACAUCAAGAGUUUGAAGGAAUUGUUCAUGGAUUUCAAUGCCGUCGAGUCCAGAGUUUUCACCUUAGGCAACGACCACCAGGCAUUCUUCAACCUGUAUUCGCCACAACAUCGUCAUGAGAAACAGCAUAAGGAGAUCGACACCAUUUCAAAGCAGUUGAUUUCUGUAUGCGCAUCGCUUCAGCUCAACCCUAUUGUGUCAUACCAUCGUUGCUCCGACUCUAGCAUGCAAAUCUCAAAGGGAAUCGCCAUGACUCUUCAAACGGAACUGGAUGAGUACUACAAGGGACAGCCUCGCGUGGGAGUAAGUACCGCCUGCAUCAGGAUGUCGCACGGAUUCACAGAGCGCAAGCACCCUCACCUGAUGAUCAUCGACCGUGCUGUGGAUCCUAUUACGCCAAUUUUGCACGACUUUUACUACCAGUCGAUGGUGACAGAUAUGCUCACGGUUAAGGACGGAAAUAAGUACGACUACAAGUCGUUUGGUCAGGAUGGACAGCCAUGUGAGAAGACGGCUAUGCUAGACGAGACAGACAAAACGUUUACAAAGAUUCGUCACAGCCAUAUUACUGACUGUUCCAAGUACCUCAAGGAAAACGUCAGCACUUUUGUCGCGGAAGCCAAGGCGGCUCCAACCAGCGGCAAUGCACUGGACGCGAUUAGGGAACAAAUGGCUAAGCUGCCCCAAUUCCAGGAGACUAAGGAGAAGUACACAUUACACAUGAACAUUGUGGACGAGCUGUUCCAGUUGACAGGACAUAACCGACUCGUCGAUAUUUCAAGGCUGGAGCAGUCGUUGGCAACAGGACAGCAUGCGGAUGGUGAAAUUCCUCCCUCAUUUGACCCAGAGGUUACCACUUUCAUGGAUGAUUACCGUGUCAAGAUGGCAGACAGAAUUCGCCUGUUGACGCUUUACUUCAUCACCCAGUCGUCGCCUCCUGACGUGCGCAACAACUUUUUCCAGCUGAGUCGAUGUGACUAUAACCUCCGCGAAAGCGCCACCAACAUUGAGUACCUGGGUGUCAAGCUAGAUGUCGCUGCCCCUCCACCAGUGAAAAAGUCAUGGUACGCCGAUCUGUUGAAGAAGAAGCCUUUGGAGGAAGACGAGCCUGAGUAUGACUUGCCGCGCUAUGUCCCCACCGUCAAGACCAUUAUCGAUGGAGUUGUGAAUGGAAACUUGGAUCGCGAAUUAUACCCUUACACAUUGGGACCCGACCAGCUGGAGGACAUUCAAGCGCCCAAGACAGUGCGUUCCCUUCGAUCGGCCCAACCCACAUUCCACCACAAGGGUCGUCGCAACGAGCCCCAAGGCCGUCUGAUUGUGUUCAUCGCAGGAGGAAUGACCUAUAGCGAGAUCCGUGCUGCAUAUGAAUCGGCAGCUCAACACAACUGGGACGUUUUGAUCGGCUCAACCCACAUCGUUACACCUCCUUCGUUCAUGGAGGACCUGAGAAUGCUCAAGAACCCUCCUCCCCCACCACCAGUCCGUCCUCGCUCGCCUUCUCCACCACCACAGCCGGUUGCCAAGAACAGUGGGGCUUUUGCGUCGGUCAAGAAUGUGUUUGGAGGCAACAACAGUAAUAAUGCGCCCAAGCCUGCUCCCAAGCCUGUCCCCAAACCUGCGUCGCAGGGAUCUGGACAGCAACAGCAACAGCAGCCGCACCCUCCCAGACCCACAGGCCAGUUGCAACAGCAACAUCAUCAGCAUGGUGAUUCCAAGUACAAGGAAAAGAUCAAGGGCUUCUGGAACGAGUUCAAGUAA